AUGCCCAGACAAGGCUGCAGUCGCUGGGUGCCGGCCCUCUCCCUCAGCUGCCUGCCCUGGAUCCCCGGCUUCUUGUUGCACACUGCUACUCUGCUGAGCACGGAGCCGAGAUGCGCCCGAGGGAUGCAGGUGACAUCCACGGGCCCGCAGACCAUCCAGAGGGCCGAGGGGGAGAGCGUGACUCUGGGCUGCAGCUACGCACCGAGCCCCGUUGACGCCGGCGAACUCGACAUCGAGUGGUCCGUGGUCAGUCCAGACACCACGCGGAAAGAUCGGAUGUUAAUGUCCUACACCGGCGGCACCCAAUACGUCCACGCCGACCGCGCUCUCGCCAAGGGCCUCCGCUUCGCCGCCGCCGACCCCUCGAGGGGCGACGCGUCGCUCACCAUCGCUGCGCUGUCGCCCGCCCACGGCGCCACCUACCAGUGCAAAGUGAAGAAGAACCCCGGGGUGGACGCGCGCAAGCUGUCGCUGGUGGUGAUGGUGAAGCCGUCUGUGCCUGAGUGCUGGGUGGAGGGGGGGGAGCUGGUCGGCGAGGCCGCGGCGCUGCACUGCCGCUCCGCGAGGGGCUCCACUCCCCUGACGUACUCGUGGAGGAGGGAAACCGCGGGCGCCGUCCUCCCCGCCGCGGCCACGCAGAACAGUGUGACCGGGGAGCUGAAAAUCAGCAACCACUCGCAGAGCUUGGCAGGCGUCUACCUCUGCGAGGUGAACAAUGCGGUUGGCGCCCAACGCUGCAGGAUCAACCUGAAAGCGAUCAAACCUCCAAACAGAGCGGCCGUGAUAGUCGGCACCGCCGUGGGCUCUCUGCUCCUCAUCGUCAUCCUGCUGGUCUUCAUCGGGCUUCUUUACUGGAAGAUGAGCAGCAGAUUCCGCCACGAGAAGGAGUUCUCCAACGAGAUCAGGGAGGACGUCCCGCCUCCGGAGAGCCGCCCCGCCAGCCGCCACACGUGCCGGAGCGCCGGCCACCAACCGCAGGUGACUUACUGCGGGCUGGAUGACGGGAGCUCUUUCAGCGACGCACCCACACAUCCACCCCGGAGCUCCACGCCGGUCAAAUGCACAUCGGCGGGAUAUGACGGCAGGUACGGAAACGCAGUGUGAGCGGAGCGGAGCUGAGCUGAGCGGAGUUCAGCAGACGAGUCGAGACGGUGGAACUGAACAUGUGCAGCAGCGACAGUUUAAUUAACUGAACUCAAAGCUGUGAAAUGUGAUGAUAUUUUUUUUUUUUAUGAUAACUCUGCUCGUGUUAAUUCCUUUGAGACUCUCCCCUCUCUUAGCGAG
Scophthalmus maximus (turbot) is the source of this 1284-nucleotide messenger RNA. It is a transcript of the gene vsig8a, whose product is annotated as V-set and immunoglobulin domain containing 8a. The transcript is spliced from 7 exons. The coding region runs from base 1 to 1104 and encodes 367 amino acids. NCBI's taxonomy places the organism in Eukaryota, Metazoa, Chordata, Actinopteri, Pleuronectiformes, Scophthalmidae. The record is from RefSeq and is a predicted model, not a curated record.